This is a messenger RNA of Hevea brasiliensis (rubber tree), 1048 nucleotides long. Its product is annotated as vesicle-associated protein 1-2. The transcript is spliced from 8 exons. Gene Ontology annotation, cellular component: endoplasmic reticulum membrane; plasma membrane. Bases 132 to 854 code for a protein of 240 amino acids. Lineage: Eukaryota; Viridiplantae; Streptophyta; Magnoliopsida; Malpighiales; Euphorbiaceae. Gene Ontology annotation, biological process: endoplasmic reticulum membrane organization. The record is from RefSeq and is a predicted model, not a curated record.
CACACGCACUGAACACCAACUUAACAUCAGAGUCGGACACUGUCUCGCGCGUUGUUUCGUCUCUCUCUCCCUCUCUCGUUUUCACUUGGAUCCCUUCCUCUCUCCGUCGCUUUCUCGCCGACCGCAACGGAAUGAGUGCCGGCUACCUUCUCAGCGUCGAGCCUCAGGAGCUCCAAUUUCCAUUUGAAUUGAGGAAGCAGAUCUCUUGUUCCCUACAGCUGUUAAAUAAGAGCGACAAUUAUGUGGCUUUCAAGGUUAAGACGACGAAUCCAAAAAAGUACUGUGUUAGGCCUAAUACUGGGGUUGUGUCGCCAAGGUCCACUUGUGAUGUUAUAGUUACAAUGCAAGCACAAAAGGAGGCGCCUCCUGAUAUGCAAUGCAAGGACAAGUUUUUACUUCAGAGUGUAGUUGCAAGUCCUGGAGCUACCGCAAAGGAUGUCAAUGCAGAGAUGUUCAAUAAAGAGGCAGGACAUCAUGUUGAAGAGUGCAAAUUGAUGGUUGUUUAUGUUGCUCCUCCUAGACCUCCAUCACCGGUUCGAGAAGGAUCGGAGGAAGGUUCUUCACCCAGAGCUUCUGUGUCUGACGAUGGGAGUCUGAGCACCUCUGAACGAACAGUUGUUUCAAGAACUCAUGUUGAGAGACACGAGCCUCAAGAUAACUCAUCUGAGGCAAGGACUCUUAUUUCAAAGCUGACUGAGGAGAAAAAUUCUGCUAUUCAGCAAAACAAGAAGCUUCGAGAAGAACUGGAGCUGUUGAUGCAUCAAUCCAGAAGUCGCGGUGGUAUCCCAUAUAUAUACGUUAUUGUUGUUGGUUUGAUUGGCAUCAUAUUGGGAUACCUCAUGAAAGGGACAUGACCGGUCAAGUUGCCUGUCAAUGAUUGCCUGACAUCCUUGCUGAAAAAUUGGAAUGUGGAAUGUUAACUUAUGGGUCUGUAUUGACCUUAGAGAAACAUGUCAAAUGUUAUGACUGGUAAGAUGAAAUUGUUGUUCACUAUUUUAAUGUAGGUUCUGUGAUUUGCAAAACUUAUUGGUGAGUAUUUUUCCCUCAA